Molecule: messenger RNA, 283 nt
Organism: Saccostrea cuccullata (small rock oyster)
Lineage: Eukaryota; Metazoa; Mollusca; Bivalvia; Ostreida; Ostreidae
Exons: 2
Coding region: 5-283 (92 amino acids)
Source: RefSeq, a predicted model, not a curated record
AAUCAUGGCGGCCACAUUUGGAAUAUUUGUGUUUAUAUGCCUCAAUACCGUUCGGAUAUCAGGAUAUGAUGAUAUCUCAAAGUUUAAAACAACGGCACAAAGCAGUCUGAAAGAAGAUAAUCAGCAUUUUUCUCCAGAAAAAGCGGUUGACAAAGAUAUCAGCACGUGUUCCUCUACAGGGGCAGAUAAUCCGGCUUGGUGGUAUGUGGAUUUACAGGAAAUCAAAAGCAUACAUGAUAUACAAAUCCACUUUGAUGGAACAAAUACAGAAAAUGGUACGUAG